This is a messenger RNA of Radiomyces spectabilis, 1782 nucleotides long. RefSeq lists its product as uncharacterized. The record is from RefSeq and is a predicted model, not a curated record. Bases 160 to 1482 code for a protein of 440 amino acids. The transcript is spliced from 3 exons. NCBI's taxonomy places the organism in Eukaryota, Fungi, Mucoromycota, Mucoromycetes, Mucorales, Radiomycetaceae.
AAAAAAAAAAAAAAUGCUACUCGUCACAAUGGGAUUAAGCCGUCGAUCUCUCCACGCUUCGCCUCCUUUUUUUUUCUUGUUACUUUUUUUUUGGGUUCGUUGUUAUUGUUGUUACUCUUGCUCUUUUUGGCGUUUUUGAACUGAAUAUAGUCUCCUUCCAUGGCAACUGUUGAUGAUCAUAAAAUACUCACGGCGCAAAAUUCGUGUCAACCCAAGAAUUGUCGAGCACGCUGCGAACCGACUUGCGGCCCUUCCGAACGUUGUGUGUUGGACAUCAUCAGAGUGUGCGGCGAAUGCCCACUAUCCCAAUGUGUCAAUAUUCAGUCCCUGGGAAUGUCCGUCUCGCAGCAACGUGCCUCUGCCUCUGAAAGUAAACCGAAAACGGCCCUGAUGGCCGGCUUGAUCACCGGUCUGGUUGGCAUGGCAUUGGUUUCUGCGACGAUCGUUGGCUUUGUAUUUAUAAAGCGACGGAAACGAGCGAAACAUCACAAAAUUAAACAUGCCGACGCUUCGCCACGUUUUGACCCUGCGUCCUUGAUGCCACCGGUGUCGGCCGUCUUCUCACCCAAAACUUCCCCUGCACCCGUCACUCCCACCAGCCACGAUCCAUGGUUAAAGGAGUCCAAUCCCACCGUUACUUCAAUCGGCGACCCAUUCGCACCCACGCCCCUGUUUCUGUGCGCCUCUUCACUUCACAUUCCUCGCUUUGAUGCUUCCUCACCCACCCAACCGGCCAACGCCGUCAUUCGUCGUUCACUGAAUAUUCUUCCAUCGCCGCCUGCAAGACCCACAUCCCAGGACGCUUUCCUGAAUCGAUCGUCAUCGGUCAAAGUGACAAAAUACGAUAACCUGCACACCUACGCACCGCCUUCCGGUACGUCUCGUGAGCCACUAAUUCUCGAGGAUUCCGAUGACGAAGACAAAGUGCAAAUACGACGAGCCGUUUCGGUACGCAAAAAUCAGCAGGCAGAUACGGCAACGGAGGCGGGGGGUGUUCAACGUACGGCUUCCGUACGAACAACCGGUUCCAAAACCGCGCUCAAUGCCGAUAGCUCGGUAGUCAGUCUAGAAUCGGCAGAUGCCCAGCCCAUCCACGUUGUACGUGCCAAGCCAACCAUGGUCCGUAUUAAUACCAUUACGAAAAAAGAAGGAGGUAUCACCCGAAAACGAUCCGUCCGCACCGUUAUUGACAACAACAACAAGGACAACAAGGAUAACCACGACGACAAAGAUCAACCAGAAAUAGAACUCGAACCGACUUCUUCGGGCCCGCCGCCACUGAAUGAAGCUGCGACUUCAACGAAUGCAUCUCGUGAAUAUCUCAGUCCAGCGUCAAACGAACGUGAUUCAAGACAGUACAAGACCGCCAGUUGGACAUCGUUUCACAGCGGUGCAGGCGGUACCCAUUCCACUGUAGGGGAUGGGGAAAUCACCGUGUUUUGGGAAACAGCCAAACAAUCUCCAUCCGAUCGCUAUCAUUAACAUAUCAUUGAUUCAACACCAAGCUGUCUUGUAAUACCAUCUUUUUUUUUUCUUUUUUGGUUUUCCACGUCCCCUCGUCUUUUUUUACCCCAACCUACAUUGCAACCCGUCAAAUUGCAACCUAUCCCAGCAUCUCGUUCCUGAAUUAUUUUUUUACAAAUUGCUAUUUGUGUCAAUUUUGUUCCAUUUUCCUUUUUUGCAUUCUCAGAUGAAUGAUCGAACCAUUUUAUCUGUGUUGACCACUUACAUGUAUAAUCUAAACUAUUCCAAAUAAUAUUUAUAUUCAAUUCCGUAACACGC